Messenger RNA from Thrips palmi, 3673 nucleotides. RefSeq names its product voltage-dependent calcium channel subunit alpha-2/delta-3-like. The record is from RefSeq and is a predicted model, not a curated record. The transcript is spliced from 26 exons. Gene Ontology annotation, molecular function: voltage-gated calcium channel activity. The coding region runs from base 68 to 3673 and encodes 1201 amino acids. Lineage: Eukaryota; Metazoa; Arthropoda; Insecta; Thysanoptera; Thripidae. Gene Ontology annotation, cellular component: voltage-gated calcium channel complex.
CGCGCCGCCCCGCCACGGCAAGCUCGACCCCGCCGACCACCAGAGUGUCGUGCAGGCGUGGGCCAAGAUGCUGGGCAAGGAGCUGGCCGACAUGGCGAGGAGCGUGACCCGCUUCGACCGGCUGCAGGAGAGCAUCAAGAAGAUGAACGUGGAGGUGAGGGACCCGGAGCGGGUGCUCAACGAGGUGGCCCGCAACAUGGAGAGGCUGAUGCAGCGCAGGGUGAACCAGGUGCAGAAGAUCCGGAAGGCCGCGGAGGAGCUGGGCCGCGUGGACUACCGCCAGUUCGAGGUGCCGCGGUUCUACCCCGGCGUCAAGGACCUCGAGACGACGCCGGAGCCCACGCCGCCGCCGCCGCCGAAGCCCAAGCGGCGCCGCAACUCGCUGACGACGGCGGGGCCGCCCACCACGGCCAAGCCCACCACCACCGUCAAGCCCUGGCUCGUGCACGUGGACACCUUCCCCGGGACCAGCCUCGUGAACGUGUCCCUCAGCGCCGUGCACGUGCCCACCGAGGUGGACGACGGCAGUACCAUUGACCUAGCCGAGGAUCCCGAGCAGUUCAACUCGACAGGAGCGGAGGUGCAGCAGAUCAUCGAGCUGACCGAGGCCUUGGACGAGGCGUUCGUCAGCAACAUGAAGGAGGACUGGUCGACGGCGUGGCAGUUCUUCGCGCACCACACCGGCGUCAUGAGGCAGUACCCAGCCUCCAAGUGGAACCGGAUGUACAGCGAAGACUACUUCGACGCGCGGCUGCGGCCGUGGUACCUGCGCGCCGCCACCAGCCCCAAGGACAUCAUCAUCCUGCUGGACAACUCGGGCUCCAUCUACAUGACGGAGCCGGCGCUGCUGACCAAGCUCGUGGCGCACACCAUCCUGGACACGCUCACGCCCGACGACUUCGUGACCGUGCUGCUGUACAGCAACAACGUCACCUCCCUGCUGCCCGGGCUGGACGACAAGCUAAUCCCGGCGACGUCGGCCUACGUGCGCGAGCUCCAGUUCGCGCUGGAAGGCGUCAACCCCAAGGGCGCCGCCAACCUCACCUUGGCCCUCGACUUCUCCUUCCGUCUGCUGGAGAAGUACCGCCUCGAGGCGACGGGCGCCAACUGCAACCAGGCCAUCAUGCUGGUGACGGACCUGGUGCCGGAGCACGAGGAGGAGAUCUUCAAGCUGUACAACCGGCCGGACAGGGCCAGCCCGCGCCACACCAACGUGCGCGUCUUCACAUUCACCGUCACGGACGGCGCGCAGUCCGCCCCCAGGGAGGCGCAGUGGAUGGCCUGCGCCAACAUGGGAUGGCAUGAGAAAUUCUGGAAAAGCGCCACGCCCAUGACGGCCCUCAAGUACAUCCCCGUCAUGGCGCGGCCGAUGGUGCUCCAGGGCGCGCACCCGGUGCACUGGUCCCACAUGUACCCCGACGUCACGGUCCCCGAGACGACGGACCAGCUCUGGGUGGCCAUGCAGCGCGACGAGCAGCUGCGGAGGCUGACGCUGGUCUGCUUCAAGCACGACGAGGUGCACCGCGGCGCCCGGAAGCACUACCAACUCGAUCGCACGGUUCCCGAGAAGGAACUCGGCCAGAGCGAGGAGUACGUCGUGACGGUCUCGGUGCCGGUGUUCAACCUCAGCUCGGCCGGGGUGGCGGAGGGCGCGCUGCUGGGCGUGGCGGGCAUCGACGUCCCCGUGUCGCAGCUCACGGCCUUCAUCUCCCCGCACAGGGUGGGCGUCAACGCCUACAUCUUCAUGGUGUCCAACAACGGCCUCGUCAUCUUCCACCCCGACCUGCGGCCCAGGUUCAACGGCAUCCUCAAGCCGGGCUUCAACAGCCUGGACAUGAGCGAGGUGGAGCAGGAGGACGUGCCGGAUCCGCGCAACCUCAGCCAGGCCAUGCAGAACUUCCGAGAUCAAGUCGUCAAGCAGUACAAAGGCUCGGUCGUGCUGUCCGUCAGACAAACCUACAGAAACUGGCGGCGCGUGGCUCGCAUGGCGCGGCGCUACUACUUCCAAGGCGUGGACAACACCCCCUACAGCCUGGUCAUGGCCACCCCGCUGGAGUACGGCACCGAGUGCGUCAAGGGCUCGCACGACAGCUCGCUCACGUCCGCCAAGCUGCUGAGCCUGCUGGGCUCGGAGUGGGGCCCGCACGGCGGCUGGGAGGUGCACCCCAACUGGACCUACUGCGGCUGCUGCGGGCAGCCCGGCCGGCUGGGCCUGGAGCGCCUCAGCCUGCGCGGCCAGAACUGCGACCGCGAGCUGGUGAACGCCCUGGCCAUGGACGCGGACGUGACCAAGUUCUUCUCGGAGAGGAUCAAGGACACGAGCGUGUGGGAGCGCUGGGACGUGUCCUCGGCCUUCGUGGCGACCCACAGUGGACUCACCCGCUGGACCAGCAGGCCCAUCAACACCGUAGUCGAUUCCGAGACAGUGAAGUCACCAGUGCCUCCGCGGGGCCCCGACGAGCCGUGGUUCAAGCGCGCCGUGUCGUCGGCCUGGGCCGUGGUGGCCGCCGAGUCGGACAAGGCCGGCAAGCGGGGCGCGCAGCCCGGCGCCGCGCCGCACUGGGUGGUCACGGUGCCCAUGCAGGACGAGGCGGAGUCCGACGUGUACAGCGAGUACACCGCGGCCUACGACGCGGACGACCCCUGGGCCGCGCGCAGGGCGGGCCUGGCCGACGGCUGGAACGGCGAGGAGAAGCCGAACACCACCGACUUUGAAAAGGUGGAGUUGCUGGGCGAGCAGCUGGCGUCCAUCACGGCGGCGCUCUUCAGGGGCAAGGCGCCGGCCGCCGUGGUCGGCGCCAACUUCCCCCUCACGAUGCUGCAGCAGCUGUUCGAUGAGAUCACGGCCAAGACCAGGCUCGAGAUGACCGUUUCGAUGGGCGAGCUGGACCUCUACCUGCUGGACGAGAACGCCAUCGUGGUGGCGGACAAGACGGGCUUGAACGCGGGGCGGCCGCUCACCCUGGUCAACGGCAACCUCACGGCCAGACUGGAGGCGGCCCACAUCUUCGAGCGCGUCACCGUGACCGACGUGCAGGGCGUGUGCCGGCGCCCCAAGAAGAGCUCGGCGGCGGCGUUGUCGCCGUCCCUCAGCGCGUCCAUGCUCGGCACUGCCGCCCUCACCGCGCUGUGGUGGACGGGGACGCCGGGCGACGUGGCGCACCCCUUCAUCGCGCACCCCCUGUACGUGUGCACCGCGGCAAUGCUGCUCGGGGCGGCCAAGGCCAAGGACGCGUCCCCCAAGGUCAAAGCUCAAGCGUUCCGCGUCAACAAGACCACCCUGCAGCUGUGCGACAUCAAGCUGCACCUGCACCGGGUCGGCGCGGGCCUGCACCAACACCACCGCGGCCAGGUGCAGCUCGGCUGCGACUCCAAGAACGGCACCGCCAGGCCCGGAGUGCGGCCGUUCGUCGUGGCCGCCGUGCCGGGCACCAACCUCGUCCUGGUGGCGGCGCUCAACUCGUGCCCGGCGGUGGAGCAGUUCGAGCCCUUCAGGACCACGCCGUGGGAGGACGCGACGCCCGAGGGAAGCCCCAUCUACCGGAAGAUGGGCGCGCAGUGGCCGCGCCGCCGCCCCGGGGACUGCUACCGCCGCGACGACGGCGAGCGCAACAUCCCGCACUGCGGGGGCGCGGUGCGCGUGCAGGUUGGUAAGGAUCUUUUUGGUGUUUGA